Messenger RNA from Punctularia strigosozonata HHB-11173 SS5, 1281 nucleotides. RefSeq lists its product as uncharacterized. NCBI's taxonomy places the organism in Eukaryota, Fungi, Basidiomycota, Agaricomycetes, Corticiales, Punctulariaceae. Bases 427 to 1281 code for a protein of 284 amino acids. The record is from RefSeq and is a predicted model, not a curated record. The transcript has a single exon.
CAGAACGUCUCUUCUGGACAAAGAGCUGUGCAAGCAGAUGGGAACGGGCAAAAGGCGAAACCUGCCCUUCAGCCUGGCCUAAUAAGCAGGGGCGAGGGAGCAGAAAGCACAGUACACGGAUUGAGGCUACGUCGCCAAGAUGCCCCGGCCUGUAUGCCAUGGUGUCACAAUGAAUCGGGUGAGACGUGUACCGAGGACGGGGUAUCAAGUAACGGCGGUUCGUCAUGGUUUUGAAGAGGUAGCUUCCAACCACGGAUAGCCAAAGUUGAUAAACCUGCCACCAACCGAGCGCAGGAAGCUUGGGGGUCGUCUCCGACUUGGGAUCAACUGCACUGAAGCACACCCGGCCGUCAGUCACGUGAUGCAUCGCAUGGACCUUUGCCGUGCUGGAAUAAGACUGCUCGCUAUCGAGCACGAUCCACGAAGAUGCCGCCAGAGUACGGAUCCAAAGCGUACUGGGAUGAAAGGUUCGAGAAGGAAGAGAACUUCGAAUGGCUGGGAGACGGGCAGGCCAUGAUACCAGUCUUGCGAGCAUGGCUCCUGGGGGAUUCCACGUCUCCGAGAGGCGACUCGCAGGCAUCCGACGGGGCGCGCGUCCUCCAUAUAGGGGCGGGUACAUCGCGGCUGUCCAACAUGGUCGUGAGGGCGUUGUCAGACGUUGUGGACGCUAAGGGGCUGGUGGUCGUCAACACCGAUUUUUCCGAGGCGGUCGUCGAGCGUGGAAGGCAGGAACAGGAGCAGGAGCAGGGUUCGCGGGCGGUGCGAUGGGAACGGGUGGACCUGCUGCGGGAGGAAGACGUCCGUGGUCUGUUGCGUGCCGAGAGCAGUGGGACAGGUCAGGUUGCAAGGUUCGAUGCCGUGAUCGACAAAAGCACGUCGGACGCGAUCUCCUGCGCCCCGGACGUAUGGAUGAAAGGCCGGGAAAACGCACACGUCCUGGACACGCCAAGCACACACGAAGAGUCGUCGGGUACGCCAGUAGAAGCCCUCGAGGUUCUCGCUUUGCAUCUCGCAGCGGUCGUGAAGCCCCACGGAGUCUGGAUCGCCCUCUCGUACUCGAGCAACCGGUUUCCGUUCUUGAAGAAUGAUUCUCUAUGCCAUGACGCAGAGGAGAGAGACGUCCAUGCGUGCGGAUUAGCACCCUUCGCGUUUUGGACGGUGGAGAGGAAGGAAGCGGUAGACGCGCCAUCCGGACAGAGUAGGGAAGGGGUGCACGCGCCACCUGUGCAGCACUGGAUAUACGUCCUUCGCAGAUCGAAUGUCGCUUUCGACGAAUUCUGA